Messenger RNA from Gekko japonicus, 624 nucleotides. RefSeq names its product dual specificity phosphatase 23 (gene DUSP23). The transcript is spliced from 3 exons. Gene Ontology annotation, biological process: cilium assembly; protein dephosphorylation. Lineage: Eukaryota; Metazoa; Chordata; Lepidosauria; Squamata; Gekkonidae. Gene Ontology annotation, molecular function: protein tyrosine/serine/threonine phosphatase activity. Bases 169 to 624 code for a protein of 151 amino acids. The record is from RefSeq and is a predicted model, not a curated record.
AUGGGCCUUUGGAGAGGCUGCUGAUGUCGGCCCGGCUGCCGGCGGCUUGCGGGAAGCGCGGAGCUGCUUGCUUGGCGUCCGCGGCUCCUGCUACGGGCUGCCGCCGGGUUGCUCCUCCACCGCGGCUGCCCCCGACUGCGCUGCGCUCAUUUGUCCACUGCAGGGGCCAUGGCCUCUGCUGUACCACCCAACUUCUCCUGGGUGGCCCCCGGCAAGCUGGCCGGGCUGGCCAUGCCACGGCUCCCGGCGCAUUAUCGGUACAUGUACGAAGCCGGCAUCAGGCAGCUGGUAUCGCUCACGGAGCGCAGCCCGCCUUACCACGACACCUGCCCCGGCAUCCAGGUGCAUCGCGUCCGCAUCACAGACUUCUGCCCGCCGUCGCCCGAGCAGAUCCAGCGUUUCUUGCAGGUUGUGGAGGACGCCAAUGCCAAGGGAGAGGCGGUGGCGGUGCAUUGCAUGCUGGGAUUUGGCCGGACUGGAACCAUGCUGGCAUGCUACCUCGUGAAGACCCAGAAGAUUACCGGCGUGGAUGCCAUCCACAAAAUCCGUGAGCUGCGGCCCGGCUCCAUCGAGACGUCCGACCAGGAGAAAGCUGUCAUCCAGUUCCACCACCGCAUCAAAUAG